AUGAGUAUCCCAAACUAUUUUUAUAAAUCAACAGAAUUAAAAGGCGUUGGUGAUUCAUCAUCCAAUAUACCAUUAUUAGGUAAUCUAUCUUUGUCUGAUAGUGGAUGCCAACAUUCCCGCGAGACCUGUGUUUUUUGUCAAGCCUCCAUCAACCAAUCUUUUUUCAAAAGAGUAGAGUCAAUGAAAAAUAUUAUCAACAACAAAGAGUAUAAAAAAAAUAGUCACAGAAUUUCAAACAGAAUCACAAAUUGCCAUCUUAAAAUUGGAGCAAAGAAUAAAAGAGUUGGAAGAUUCAAACUUGGAAUUCGUCAAGUUUACAGAACAAAUCAAAAGAUAGCAGAGGAAAACAUUAAACUAGAAAAUCAAAACAAACUCAGAGCAUUUAUUCAAAUGGAAACAUACUUAGUUCAAAUUCUUGGAGGAGGAUUGGAAGGACUAGACGAUAAAGAAUUGAACCAUCUCAUUGAAAUAUGUCGUCAAAUUAUUGUUAAAAGGAAAGAUAUUUAUUCCUAA
Messenger RNA from Cavenderia fasciculata, 513 nucleotides. RefSeq lists its product as uncharacterized. The transcript has 2 exons. Lineage: Eukaryota; Evosea; Eumycetozoa; Acytosteliales; Cavenderiaceae. Bases 1 to 513 code for a protein of 170 amino acids. The record is from RefSeq and is a predicted model, not a curated record.